This is a messenger RNA of Bombina bombina (fire-bellied toad), 1374 nucleotides long. It is a transcript of the gene ESD, whose product is annotated as esterase D. NCBI's taxonomy places the organism in Eukaryota, Metazoa, Chordata, Amphibia, Anura, Bombinatoridae. Gene Ontology annotation, cellular component: cytosol. Bases 37 to 885 code for a protein of 282 amino acids. Gene Ontology annotation, biological process: formaldehyde catabolic process. The record is from RefSeq and is a predicted model, not a curated record. Gene Ontology annotation, molecular function: S-formylglutathione hydrolase activity. The transcript is spliced from 9 exons.
AACUGUUACAGAGGAGAAAGCAAGUAAAUCUUGAAUAUGGCAUUGAAACAAAUUUCCAGCAACAAAUGCUUUGAUGGAUUCCAGAAAGUCUUUGAACAUGACAGUACUGAACUGAAAUGUAAAAUGAAAUUUGGGAUAUAUUUACCUCCGAAAGCUGAAAGUGCAAAAUGUCCAGUUGUAUACUGGCUUUCAGGAUUAACUUGCACCGAGCAAAAUUUUAUCACAAAAGCUGCAUAUCAUCAAGCUGCAUCAGAACAUGGACUCAUAAUAGUGGCACCAGACACCAGCCCUCGUGGUUGCAAUAUUGAUGGAGAAGAAGAGAGCUGGGAUUUUGGCACAGGGGCUGGCUUUUAUGUUAAUGCCACGGAAGAUCCUUGGAAAGCCAAUUACAGAAUGUAUUCCUACAUUGUAGAAGAGCUGCCACAUCUCAUAAAUAACAAUUUCCCAGUGGAUGGAGACAGGAUUUCUAUUCUUGGCCACUCUAUGGGAGGGCAUGGUGCUUUAAUCUGUGUACUGAAGAACCCUGGGAAAUAUAAGACUGUUUCUGCUUUUUCUCCCAUUUGUAAUCCAAUACAAUGCCCAUGGGGUCAGAAAGCAUUUACUGGAUACUUGGGAUCAGACACCAGUAAAUGGGAGGCUUAUGAUGCAACUCAACUAGCGAAGAAUUACUCCGGUCCCCAGCUUGAUAUAUUGAUUGAUCAGGGGAAAGAUGACCAGUUUCUUGCUGCUGGUCAAUUACUGCCUGACAACUUUAUUGCUGCAUGCACAGAGAAGAAAAUCCCAGUGGUUAUAAGGCUACAAGAGGGCUAUGACCACAGUUAUUUCUUCAUUACAACCUUUAUAAAUGAUCACAUCAAGCACCAUGCAAAACACCUAAACGUGUGAAAUUACCAGUGGAUAAAAUCUUACCUGGCCGAAAUCAAGAAUUGCAACUAAAUUUUAACCUGGAUGAUUGUCUAAAUUUCUGUUAGCCAAGUUAUGCUCAUAAGAAUUCUUAAUCUGAAAUAAAUUCAGUCUAUCAUAUCUCUGUUGCAUUAAAGAUACUGAUUACAUAAUGAUGAUUUUAUUUGUCAGAAAUAUGUUGGCGCUUAAUAAUAAUGAUAAUAAUUUGUACAUAGGGAACAAACAUGCUUCUUUAAAAUAAGAUCACAACAUAAAUAUGAAUGCAACACACCCCUACUCAUGCAUCUCAUUAACAUGCAGCAAUUGAUUACUAAGCAAUACAAAUGUGUCCCCGGGGAUAAGGAAUAUUAGGUAGAACAAAGUAAAACAUCAAUAAAUAUGUACAGUAUGUUUACAUUAAUGUAUACUCUUUAGGUUAGAUUAUUAAAAAAAAAUUGCUUAUCUGCAAAUAAAUAAAAGUUUAACCCUUUA